Molecule: messenger RNA, 10740 nt
Organism: Pocillopora meandrina
Lineage: Eukaryota; Metazoa; Cnidaria; Anthozoa; Scleractinia; Pocilloporidae
Source: the annotation of a GenBank genome assembly
AUGACUAUAGAGCAAAACACUUCUCCACCCCCUGUUUCUAACCACCACUCAGCAGUAACCUCAUGCCAGACUCUCCUCAAACAGUCUCCCGCUACGUCCACGGGUGUUUAUUGGAUCGAUCCUGAUGGUGGCUCCCAGGCCAACGCUUUCAAAGCUUACUGUGACAUGGAUACAAAUGCAGGGGGCUGGACAUUAGUAUGGAGCUAUUCUUUUACUAACUACACUCAUUUUAACGAUGAUUCAAAUGCAAUCACUCCGAGGCCAAAUUGGCCGGCCAAAAAUGAAGGGAAUGUUCCUAUCUCUACAAUUUCUCCAUUAAAUGAAACAGACUACAACGCCAUGAACUUCUCACUCUGGAAAAAACUCGGUAGACAGUUCCUCAUCAAAAGCAACAUAAACAACUGGCUGAUGUGCCAACCGGUAACUGGCAGCCUGGUUGAUUGGCAGAAAGGUGACGUCAACUGUACAAUCACCAAAUACGUGGCUGACCCUGGAGAAUCAGCUUCGGCGCCUUCCAAGUUUUCACCAUAUAUCAACUAUGGACCAAUGUUCCAUUCAAGUGGGCGCUGGGACAGCAGCUUUUAUUAUUUUAAUGGUUACACGGGCAAAUAUUGGCCUACCCAUGAUCCUUGUGGAAGAAAUGGGCCCAACCAAAAGAAAAAUGUUCUUGAUCCACACGGUAACAUUUUUAUUCGCGCCGAGUAGCAAAGACAGACAAUGAGAAAUCUUUACGCACGUAGCUUCUAGAGCUGGUUAACUUUUUGCACAAAAUCAUUACAUUACCUAGAAAAAGUGUGACGAGAAUCAUCUGUAGGACCUUGAAGGCAUGAAACUGAUAAAACUAUAAAUUCUUCUAUCGCAAUUAUUGAGAAAACCCCAUUAGAGAGAGAAUUUCGGAUCAGAUCUUGGAGGCUGAAGGUUCAAGCUUGUUUCACUCUCGUAAGAUGACAACAGGCAAAGCACCAGUUGCACUCAUCAUGAGAGAUUGGGGGAUUAUCUUUCAGAAUUUUACUUUCCAACGGAAUUUUAGAGAAUUCAAAUCACUUCGCGAAACUUUGACUUGAUUAGGUGCUAGCUUCUUCUUUGUUGUUGUACGACAAAAUUUAAGCUCUCAGUGUUUUUAAAUAAUGACUUUUACCGCUGAUGUUUACAAAACUCGUGCCAACCACUAAACCAGAUAGUUGCAAUCAGCUAGAGCAAUUCUUAGAAUAAAAUGAGUCAAUAAGAUUCACUUAAGGAAGCCUGGAUCGAUGACCACAUUAAAUAAUUGUCGCCACGGGUUUUUUUUUUCUUGGGGGUUGGGUAAUGAGCAUUAAUUAAUAGUAAAAACAUAUAACGGAGUUUGGAAAUGGUGUGCUGCGUGGAAACUGAGUUUUCCUUUUUACGCUAAUUACCUUCGAAAUUCUAAUAAAAACAACUUGUGUUUGCUAUUACUUAUUCUGCAUUUAUAAACCGUAAUUGAUAUAUUUCAGGAGCUUUUCAAAACCACUCUGAGGUUUUUUGGCAAUUGAGUACAGCCACCUGACCAAAUAAAUUCUCGUUAGAUUUCUGGAUAUCAUUGUCGCCGCAGUUUUUUUUUUAUUUACAUAGAAAGGCCAGGAGUAAAGGGGUUGAGUAAUGAGCAUUAAUCAAUAGUAAAAACAUGUAACGGAGUUUCAAAAUGGUGUACUGCGUGGAAACUUAGUUUGCCUUUUAGGCUACCUUCGAAAUGCUAAUAAAAACAACUUGUAUUACAUGUUAGGACCAUAGUGUUUGCUAUUACUUAUUCUGCAUUAAUAAACCGUAAUUGAUAUAUUUCAGAAGCUUUCCAAAACCACUUUGAUUUUUUUUGGCAAUUGAGUACAGCCACCUGAUCAAAUCAAUUCUCGUUAGAUUUCUGGAUAUUAUUACAGGUGUUUUUGCCUUUUAUGAUUGUUUUCUUAGAUUCAGUCGAUAAAAAAGGCAAAUUAAAGCUGAUCUUUAUUUCAAGGUUUUGAACCACGCGUUCUGAACUUCUGAACACUCAAUCUUUUUUCCCAAAAACUCGCACGCCCAUACUUUCUCCGAUCCCCGAGAGAAUGAUAAGUAUUAACAAAUAAAACAGAACAUAAAAUCCUUUUAGGUUGUACUCGAAUGCACUACGUUUAUUUUUGUUUGACAAACAAAACUCGAUAAAAUCAUGAGGAGUAAAGAUCUGCUCCCAAUGUUACUUUUCCCAUCGAUGAUGGCUUUAAGAUUUGUGAGUAACCUCUCUUCAAAGUUUUGCAAUAUGUUAAGCAAUAAUCCAACAGGGUCCUCCUACUUUGACUGUUCUUCCUUAUGUUAUCAUAUUUUAAUUUCCUUUCUUGCAGAUCUUUCCUUGGGACAUAUUUGCUCUCAUAUGGGCUUUUUUGGUAACACCUAAGAUAUCUGCAGAGGAAGAUCGGGGCAUGUUCUUUCGCAUAGAAGAAAACGCUUGUCUCGUCGAUGAAAAUGCUCUUCAAAGUGAAAACGCUCACUCUUUAUUGACCUGUGCUCAAAUGUGUAGGAGAGAUGCUUCUUGUAAAAGAGCAAAUUUCCUGGCGAACAAAGGCACCUGUUCGCUUUUUGGCGAAGGACAACAAGCAAAAAAGUUGGAGAGAUUUGAAAAACGGGAUGGUUAUUUCUAUGUGAAAAAGGUAUUUCGUAAAUUUUGUAUACUUUGCCAUUGCCAUUUAUUUUUUUAUUCAGUGCGAUCUCAACUGAAUGAAACUUUCUUUGAGAGCCAGAUAUUUUAGGCAAUGCUGUGCGGUUGUUGUUGUUGUUUUUUUUAUUUUAUUGUUUUCUUUCACAUGUUUAUGUUUCAAUUUGGUUUUCAUAAUCCUUUUCUUAAAGCUUGACUGGAAAUUCUAUGUUCUAGUGUCGGAAAUGCCAUAUAGCCGGAAGACCUGAUCAAUAAAAGAUAGAUGUCGGCAUGUUCUAUCGUAUCCAUUUUGUAUAUGUUUGUUAUUCAUUCUCAUUAAUUUACUUUGAAGUACUGGAAAAGAAAAUUGCACCUGUCGCUUUCAUCUGUAUGUACCCUCUCAGGUAGUCUAAAUCAAAAACUAAUUUAAAUGACGCGUGAUAAAAUUCCACAGUAAGCUAAAAGUUUAGUAAUUCAUUAGCGAAAAAACCCAGAGUAAAAAAGAUGACAAAAAAUUAAACUUCGUUUUGGUUUACUUCACAGGUUGUCUCUCCAGGAAUAUCUGGCCCACGAGGUAUGUAAACAUUUUCUGUGUCCACCAUGUUUUCCUUGUACUCAAAAGGGCUCCGUGAUUAAGACCAAUUCUUCGAAUAGAAGCAAUACUGUUCGAAAGAACUGAUUGUCCCACACCUUUUAAUGCACCGCAACGAAAAAAGGGGUUGACGCAUAAGGUCACUGUAGCAACGUUCCACCCUGUAAUUGAGCUCUGUACUUUUGUAACGCAGGGCAAAUUAGUCGACCCCAUUCCAUCAGGACAAAGCACCAGAGUGCCCAUGCCCAGAAUUGCACGGUUCAACCUAACAUUUAGCGGUAACCGCGAGCCAGACUCUCCUCAACCAAUGUCCCACUUCGACUUCGGGUGUUUAUUGGAUUGGUUCUCAUCGUGAAUCCCCUGUCAACUUAUUCAAAGCUCUCUGUGACAUGGAGACUGAUGGGGGAGGUUAACUUAAACGGUUCGAAGUUUUUCCUUUCCUACAUAUAUCACCAAUUAAACUAAUUUUUAUGAUGGUUUAAAUGCAUAUCACCCCGAAACUGUAAAAGAGGUGAUACUAGUCAAAUUUUUAUACCCAUUCGUACAUGAUUGUAUUGUCGAUGAAUAGCCCGACUGUUGCCAGUAUGGAAAUAAAUCCUACUUCUGAUCACCAAACAUGUUGUUAUCGUCUUUCCGAAACAUCUGUUACCCUGUAGGUCAAAGCAUUCCCUUGCACUCUGGUUCAACCCAGCAUUCAGCAGGACACUCGUGUUUGACUCUCCUCAGUAAAUAUCCUACUUUGAUGUCUGGCGUUUAUUGGAUUGAUCCUGAUGGUGGAUCCCAGGCCAACGCUUUCAAGGCUUACUGUGACAUGGAGACUGAUGGAGGAGGCUGGACACUAGUGUGGAGCUAUUCCUUCACUAAUUAUAGUCAUUUUACGAGCAAAUCAAAUGCAAUCACUCCGAGGCCAAAUUGGCCGGUGAGACCCGAAGUGGAUGUUCCUAUCUCCACAACUCCUCCAUCAAAUGAAACAGACUACAACGCCAUAAACUUCUCACUCUGGAAACAACUCGGCAGACAGGUUCUCAUCAAGAGCAACGUAAACAACUGGCUGGUGUGUCAUUCGGGAAAUGGCAGCUUGGUUGAUUGGCAGGAAGGUGAUGUCAAUUGUAAGAUAAUUAAACUCGUGAUUGACUCAAGCAUAUCAUUUUCUUCUGCGCCUUCUGAGUUUUCGCCGAACCGAGCCUAUGGACCGCUGUUCUUCCUGAGUACACCCUGGGGGAGCACUUCCUAUUACUUUGAUGGUUUUACAGGAAAUCAUUGGCCUACCCAUGAUCCUAGUGGAAGCAAUAGGCCUAACCAAAAGAAGAAUGUUGUUAAUUCAAAUGGAAACAUUUUUGUUCGACCUUGAAUAUAUUAAAGAUGCAUUAGUAUAUGAAAUAAAUGGCAUAAAUAAAAAGUUAAAUAUCGCUUUGAAGUUCAAGCCGGCUGAUGACUCGCAAUUCAAAUUUAGUGUUUUGUAAACAUUUUUUCUUUAAAACGUUCAAUACAUAUUACUUUUAAAAAUAUUCAGACUGAAAUAUUGACUUCGGCAUCUACGUUAUUAUUUUGUUUCAUCUCAAAUGCGUUUGCGAGGCCGGUUGGUAACAAUAAUUUUGCUCCAGGACACACAUUUUUAAACAAUUACAUUUUCAUUUGUACUCAAAACAUUUAAGUUUCCUUGCUAGGUGUUUCAAACAACUUUACUGCAGUUAGAUGUUCAGUUUUAAUUCGUCUUCCACUAAUUUUUUCGUGAUUCAUUUUUCCGUUGAAGCCUUUUGGAUGUUCUUCCCAAAUGCUGUUUAUUUAUAGAAGUCAUGAUAAUUGCAUUAUCAACCUGCUGGGCUUUUGUUUUUCAGUUUAAAGUCAAAAAAGAGUUGUGGAGUAAUUGCAAACGUAUUGUAAAGAAAACAAAAUGUCAAAGGGGUAUUUUUUCUACUUAAAUAGAAAAAUCGACUUUCAGAGGAAGAUCACGUGCACGGAAUCAGUAAAUUUGAACUAAUAUAUACCGAUGGUGCAGAUUUAUUCACAAAGGUUCUGUGUGUCGCGCGGUGUUUUGCCAUUAAAAGAAAAGAGCGAGUUAAAAUUCCCUUUCUGGAUUGUUUUACAAUUUUCUCAACAAGAAGGCAAGUUAUAUGUUUCACACGUUUACUAAAGAAAAAAAUUUGUCGUGAGAUUCUCUUGACAGAUGUUAUUUCAAGUCGAGUACCGAUUUGCAUUGGUCUUUGUUCUUAGCGGCAAAAAUUGACAAACAGAAGUCACUAAGAUCUUUAUCUUUAUUUCAUGCAAAUCAUUUUGCCAUCUCCACCCGCAAAUAGCAAAAGCUAGACGAGGCAGGCGGAGAGGAAAGGAAAGAGGAAAAGGUUAGGAAAGGAGAGGAAAGGUUACAACAGUCAUAACAGAUAAUAUAAUAAUUGUAAAGUAACUAAAUAAACUAUCUGGAUAAACAAGCUAAAGUUACAAAAUAUAUAGUCUUACAGAAUGAUAUUACAAUCAAAUUUACUACUAACAGAACUAUCAAUUAUAUACAUUGGGUCGAGGAUGCAGAAUUUGCCAUUUUUUGUUGGAGAAUGGGCACUUCAACAUAAUCGUCCUCUGCUUCCAUUAUCGAGAGCAAAAAGUCAUGAAGAAGUUUGUUGUAACAUCAAGUUUUGUAUCCAAAGGUACAUAAAAUGUUCCCUUGGAGGUGCAGGCCACCGAUAAAUAUGAGCACAUUUAUUAAUCAUUCUGGUAUGCAUUGUUUAACUCUAAUACAGGUCGAACUCCCAGAAAGAACCGACUCACCCCAAGGUGAAAGCCACAAAUUCUUAUCAAUAUAGGCAACUAGAGCACAAAAGUAAAUUAUCAUAUAUAACUGAGAAGUCUUGAUGCACCGAAAUAAACUUGAAUCUUUUACAUUUUCCUAGUUCACCAUCUCUACCCGGUUUUAGUGUCACCCUUUUCCACCUCCUCCAUGACCCUUCCUUUCUUAUCGUUGCCAUUUUUAGGUUUUCUUUCGCACUAAAAAGUUGUGAGCAGUCUUCUAAGUUUCGUUCGCCGUCAAAACACGACACGAAAAGUCGGAACAUGUAUACAGCUACUUAGAAUAGUUUCGAACGACUCUAGGGUCGCUUAUUGGUAUAGUAUCAUUGAUCAGACAAAGUUCAUGAAAAGGAAAUGUUUUGAGUCUAAUAAUUGUCUGAUACAGCUCAAUGGAAAUGUGAAAAAAGUCUGUAAAAGCGUAUGCCAGUAAACAUAAGGCUGGUCUUCGGGGCCUUGUUGUUGUUCAAAAGGUAGAUAAUACUGUCGGAAACUGUAGACGAUCAUUUCGUCGUUGUUACGUUUUACUAAGAGACCAGAAACACAUGAAAAAGCAAACGGAAACUGGUGACUUUGAUCUUUCUUUCGUUAGAGAAAAAAGUCAUCAUAUAUCUUCAGCUCGUUAAUUAAAAAGGUACCGAUUUAUUAUUGGUGCUUUUUUGACAGCACUUUCCCAUAUAUAAACUAUUCAACGCAUAAAUGUCAACAAAAACAAAAAAUUGCGCUAUCCACCGGAUAGAGAUUUAUCUGGUGGAUAUCUAUGUCUGCCCUUUGAAGAACCGGAACCAGGUUUAUAUCCUUUUAUAUAUAUAUAUAUGUCCUUAGUCACUUGGUGAUCUUCUCCGAGUUUUCACUGCACCAAAAAAAUCGUACCACUGUCCUAUUUGACUGAGCGCUCGCAUAGCUUUUAUUACUAUUUUGACGGUUACACAGGGAAGCAUUGGUCUACCCAUGAUCCUCUGGGAAGAACAUAGCCAAACCAAAAGAAAAUUGGUAACUUUCCGCAUGGUAACAUUUUUAUGCGAGCCGAGUGGCAAAGACAUAGUAAAAAAACCACACGAAUAUCUUUCAGAGGUGAUUGAAUUCUUAAAAUCAUUGCAUCCGAGAACUGAUGAGCACCUGUUCCCGUUAUCCGUAUAUUUCUUAUAGCACAUUUACCCAGGGAAGGGUAUACAAAACAGUCAUAAGGAAAAUUCAAGUGAAACAAAUUCAUAUUACUUGAUUAGUUUUCUUGCUAAAACAGCUGGUAAAGACACAGAGAAUUCCCAACCCCUGAUGAUAUUUUAAUAAAUCAACAAUACCAAGGUAGUACAUUCUCUUGAAAACACUGUCAAAUUAAAUAACUAUUGCAAUUUGAUUAAAUUUAUUUAUGUGAAUAAAACGUUGGCUUGUCUUGUCAAUAACGUGAACCUUUUCGUUAUAGGGGUUGAUCGCGAUCUUUAAGUCAGGUCACCACAGAUUCUCGUUUUCUCAUAUUCAAAUCAUUCAUUGACGAACCUGAGGUUUUUUCUCAUAUCACAAAAUUACCGCUUGACUCCCCUCCGCGAAUAUUCUGACAAAACGUUACUAUUUGAUCAAUAUACUUGCUGCUGUUCCCUGAGGGAAAAUCCUUGUUUUUCGGACUGUAUAUCUAGUUUUUAUAAAUUUUUGCAAUGUAAUUGUUUCUACUUUAUUAAGUAAAAACGAAUAAAGGCAAAAACAACAAAAGACAUGAAGAAAAAAAAGCAGAAGGAAAAGCAAAAUAGAAAUCAUUAAAAAUCACAGGGAGGGAUCCUUUCACUUUUCUAGCAAAUUCUCGGCACUAUUUGGUAUCUUUAGCCUUCCCUUUUAGCAUGUUUUAUAACGGUAGCCAACAAUAUGCAUCAUUAUCAAACUUGUAAUUGAUCCAGUUCUCUUGCUGAAUUAUGCAAGCCUCACUUUUUCACUACCAUUCAGGAAAGUAAUUCUUCUUUGCCAGGUGUUUCAUACAAAAGGCUUUUUUUUCAUGUUCAGUUUUAAUUUUGUCUCUUACCAAUUUCCUUUUUUUUCUUUUUUUAACUUUGCAUUUCAAAUUUUUUAUUUCUUCACUGUUACAUAAAAGAACUUUUAUCAGCCUUCCGGUAUUUCCAUAUUCUGUUUACCUAGAAGUCAUGAUAAUUGCAUUAUAAACCUGCAGGACUUGUGCAUUUCAUUUAAAAUGUCAAAAUGAAGUUGUGGAGUAAUUGGAAACGUGUUGUUAAGAAAACAAAAUGUCAAAGCUGUAUUGCUAUAUCCAAAUAGAAAAAUAGAACGAUCAAGCGAAGAUCACGGAAUCAUUAAAUUUACAUUUAAUAUUGAUGAUACAGAUCUGUUCACAAAGGUUUCUGUGUGUCGGGCGGUGUUUUUCCAUCAACAGAAAAGGGUGGGUUUAAAUUUCUCUUCCUUUCUGAUCUUUCUGUCUUGUUUGACUAUUUUGUCUAUAGGCAGGUAAUUUAUGUUUCAUACGUUUACUGACUAUACCUGAUUUUGUGUCAAGAUUCUCUUGACAGAUGUUACUUCAAGUCGAGUACCUCUUUGUAUUCGUCUUGUUCUUGGCGGAAAAGACAACUGAAGGAACCGAACAUGGCGUUUUCUUUCAAAUCAAGGAAAACACGUUUUUCAGCUACAGAGAAAAAAGCCUCUUUUGGUCUGGAAAAACUGAUUCUUUGCUUUCCUGUUCGGUUUUGUGUGCGAGACAAGCUUCGUGCAGAAGUGCAAACUUUCUGGAAAACCCAGGACUUUGUUACCUCCUUCGCGGCGAAAUGCAAACAAGUUCAGCAACUGGGCGGCUUUUACAGCGAGAUGGCUCUUUCUAUCUAACAAAGGUAUUUGUCAUUGAUGACAUGCCAUGUUUUUCGGUGACACCUUCCGAUAAUGUACACCUUAUCACGAACAAGUUUAAGGGCCUUCCCACACUAGCAGACAAAACUAGAAUAGUCCCGUUAAAAUAAAAGGACAAAUUUUGUCAUGACAAAGUUUUGUUUCGUCUGUUUCAUCCGCAUUAAUGCUUUUAAAGCCGUCAAAUUCCGUCAACGCCCGAUCUAUUUAUAAGACCAGCUAGCAUAGUUUGUCGAAGGAUUUCACCUCCAAUUCGCACUUGUAAAAUGUUUAUGAUAAUAGAAAAUUUGUCAAAAUAAACAAACUUUUUCGCUAAAGUAAUUUGCGCUUAAGCAGGAAAAAAGCUGAAACAUGAGAGUGUAUUUGUGGAGUGACGUGAAUGGAUUGAGAUGAGACCUUAUUACAAAAAGUUAAGACGACAAGACCCAUAAAAACUCCUCUUAACAUCAAGAUCAUAAUUCAAAAGCAUAUGAAACGUUCGUUUAUAAGCAGAAGCCACCAACAAGUAAGACCACAGUUGCCCAAAGAGCCUUCAACAAUUUCUUACACAUGCGCAUGACACCAAGUACGGGUACUAACUGAAUGUCUUGUUUAACUCCAAUUCAGGUCGACCUGACUGGCUCACCCCAAGGUGAAAGUUACGCCUAUGAAAAUUAUUACAUAAAUGUAAUGGAUAAAUAUUGAUGGAGCACGAUAAACUUGAAUUUUCAAGUUCUUCAUUUCUACCACGUUUCGGUGUCAUCCAUCCUCUGCCUUCUCUUCCAUUAUUCUUCCUGGCCUACUGCUGCCAAUUUUAGGUUUUCUGAAUACUUUUACCUAAUUUUUGAUUGUCAUUAAAAUAAGAUACAAAGAAAUUAGGAGUGUAUAUAGCCAAGUAGAAUGGUUUCGAAUGUCCUCGUGGUCGUAUGUUCACCGAUAAAAUCAUUUAUUUCCAAGGUUAAUAGUGAAGAAAUGAUUGAGUUUGAAACCUAAUAAUCGGAGACAGCUCAACGGAAUUGUAAAAAAAAAGAAGGAAAAAAAAAUCCAAGUUAGGGCACGUGUCAGGAAAGUUGGCCCGGUGUUCAAGUUAAUUUCGGUUUAAAUUGCUCAGUAACAUAAUACUAGUUCUUUGUUUGAUGAUCGUAACUAAAUUUAGGUCGCCAGCUCCAAUAGAGGAUACUUUACUAGACUCGCUUUCAAUGAUGAAAUUAUUUUUCUAAUUUUCAACUUUAUGAUUGUAGACCAAAACACUUCUUCAACCCCUGGUUCUAACCAGCACUCAGCAGUAACCUCGUGCCAGACUCUCCUCAAACAAUCUCCCGCUACGUCCACGGGUGUUUAUUGGAUCGAUCCUGAUGAUGGAUCCCGGGCCAACGCUUUCAAAGCUUACUGUGACAUGGAUACUGAUGGAGGGGGCUGGACCCUUGUAUGGAGCUAUUCCUUCACUAACUACAAUCAUUUUAACGAUGAUUCAAACGCGGUCACUCCAAUACCAAAUUGGCUGGUUACGAAUACGGUGAAUGUUCCUGUCUCCACAACUCCUCCAUUAAAUGAAACAGACUAUAAUGCCAUAAACUUCUCACUUUGGAAACAACUUGGCAGACAGGUCCUCAUCAAGAGCAACAUAAACAACUGGCUGGUGUGUCAGCCGGUAACUGGCAGUUUGGUUGAUUGGCAGAAUGGUGACGUCAACUGUAAAAUCACCAAAUACGUGGCUGACCGUAGUGAAUCAGCUUCGGCGCCUUCCAAGUUUUUACCAAACACAAACUAUGGACCAAUGUUCUAUUCGAGUGGGCGCUGGAACAGCACCUUUUACUAUUUUAAUAGUUACACGGCCAAAAAUUGGCCUACCCAUGAUCCUCUGGGAAGAAAUAAGCCGAACCAAAAGAAAAAUGUUCUUGAUCCACAUGGUAACAUUUUUAUUCGAGCCAAGUAG